UCCUCGGGCUAGGUGCCGACUGCCGAAAUGGUUGAUGCUUCACAGCCUCUUGGGGCAGACCUGUCCAAGUCAGCUCACCUCCCUUCUUCCAUGCCGAUGGGACGCUUGAUGCCUGAUCCAGCCUGUCUGUCGAUGAUGCAUGCCGAGAGCUAACAGCUUCCGUAGGCCCGUUAACAUUGUCUUCGUUGGCGCAGGAGCUGUUGGGUGUUUCUAUGCCUCCAGGCUGCAUCAUCCCACCCAUAACAUCCACACUUCGCUAAUUGCGCGGUCCAACUACAAAGCCAUCGCCGCCAAUGGGGUGCAGAUGCAGACGCACUCCUUCGGGGACUACACCUUCGCGCCCGCGGCCGCCUUCCCCACGGUCGCGGUCGCGGCGGCCGGCGCGCGCGAUUGGCACUACAUCAUCGUGACCACCAAGGCGCUCCCGGACCGCACCGACGACUCGGAACUGAUCGCGCCCCUGGUGGGGCCGCGGUCGUGCAUCGUGCUGAUCCAGAACGGCGUCGGCGUCGAGGACCCCUACCGGAGGCGGUUCCCGCAGACGCCCAUCGUCAGCGCCGUCACCGUCAUCAGCGCCGAGCAGGUGGCCCCCGGGGCGAUCCGCCAGAACCGCUGGACGAGGAUCCACCUGGGGCCAUACACCAACUCCGCCUCAUCAUCGCCGUCCGCGGCCUCGGUCCGGCAAUCCCCCUCGGCCACCAAGAGCGGGGCCGAUACAACCGGGGCCGUGACCUCGGCGGGCGGCGUCCCGGCAGGGGACUCAUCGGCCGAUGCCGAUGCCGCCGCCGCCCAGCUCCUCCUCCUAGCGCAGCGGGGCGUGGCGUGCACGGCGGCGCUGGCGGACUGGUGGAGCCGGCUCGGGAGCAUACGAGACGCGGAGGUGUCGGACGAGGUGGGGCUGCAGACGGUGCGGUGGCACAAGUUGUGCAUCAACGCGGCGUUUAACCCGUCAGCGGUGCUGUCCGGGGGCCGCGGCAACGCGGACAUGGCGGGCGACCCGGAGCUGAGGAGGCACUUGGCCGGGGUGAUGGAGGAGAUACGGGCGGCGGCGCCGGCGGUGCUGGGACGGCCGUUCCCCGAGGAGAUGGCGGGCCCCGAGAGGAUACUGCGGAGCACCGAGAGGAAUGUCGGCGGGCGGCCGAGCAUGCUGCUCGACUGGGAGGCGCGGAGGCCGCUGGAGAUCGAGGUCAUACUCGGGAACCCGGUUAGGAUUGCGAGGGCGAAGGGGGUGGAACUACCGAGGCUGCAGAGCUUGUAUGCUCUGCUGAGGAGUGUGCAGGCGAUGAGGGAGGCGGAGGUGGAGGGCAAGAGGGCUAAGGGAAAGCUGUGAGAGAUGGGCCUGGGUGCCGUAAUCCUGAGAGAUUGCAGGUUUGACUGCUGGGUUGGACAUGCCCACUUCCUAGAUGCAUUUAAUUCCUGCAGAAAAGAUGCCAUAUUCGCGUCUUCUUAAACAGCUGGAACACGAAGCCGUGGAUACAGCUGGGACUGCGAUCUUAUAUAUGGAUAUGCAGGCAUUAGCAGCACCUCCCUUAUCAUGCUGUUCGUUUGUUACCGGGGGGAUUCAUAACGCCUACCAAGAGGGAUUGCUCUGUCCGCCGGCGUUCGACAGAACCACACUGAUUUUUAGGUCCUAGGAUUAUGGUUGUAGGAGAGAUGACACCUCAAGUAG
Messenger RNA from Phialemonium atrogriseum, 1669 nucleotides. Its product is annotated as putative 2-dehydropantoate 2-reductase. Bases 140 to 1330 code for a protein of 396 amino acids. Gene Ontology annotation, molecular function: 2-dehydropantoate 2-reductase activity. Gene Ontology annotation, biological process: pantothenate biosynthetic process. Gene Ontology annotation, cellular component: cytoplasm. The transcript has 2 exons. NCBI's taxonomy places the organism in Eukaryota, Fungi, Ascomycota, Sordariomycetes, Cephalothecales, Cephalothecaceae. The record is from RefSeq and is a predicted model, not a curated record.